Molecule: messenger RNA, 1512 nt
Organism: Zophobas morio
Lineage: Eukaryota; Metazoa; Arthropoda; Insecta; Coleoptera; Tenebrionidae
Exons: 11
Coding region: 254-1261 (335 amino acids)
Biological process (GO): lipid metabolic process
Source: RefSeq, a predicted model, not a curated record
GCUUGCUUUAGUCUUUCCAUUGGCUGCACUGGUGUCUUUAGUUGUGUGUCGCUUUAGUUAUUUCAGUGGGAAGGCAGUGACUAUUUUGGUUUUUUGGCACGUGAUCUCUAAAGUAACUUUGCUUUAUGGGGCUGGCGGUCUUCCUAUUAGCACGGAAAAUAGCAAAACGGAGGUUACAGAGUGGGGCAUUCUGACCAAUACAGGGAAACGGGCAUCUUUGCAAAUUUUCAGAGCGUUUCUGUUACUUGUGGUUAUGUUUGCAUUCAGUAUGCUGGCCUUUUCUACUCUCUCUUCCCUGCAGGAUUUAAAUGAAUGGAAUCCGUUGGACAUCAGUUUUAAAGAAAACAAAACUUCACAAGAAUUCCGAAUUGAACAUGCAAAGAUAGUCGAUUUACUUUUAGCAAAAUCCAUGCAGCACCCACAGAACUUCAGCACAGCACGCCACGAGGGCCGCUAUGCUAUUUGCUCUUACGAGCUCCACGGCCUCAGUAUCGUCGAUUAUGCGCUACUGGCCCAAUUAGCCUAUUUUGACUCCGAAAAAGAGGACUUUCAUAGACUAUUUAGUGCCCUUUUCAGGUUCCCGAAAGACUUUCAGCUGCGCAUGCCACCCAUCAAAAAUAGGAAGAAGGGCCACGCUCAGUUUUACGAUAUUUACAGUUCAAAGCGAAACUUAAGUAUAAUUGCCAUCAGUGGGACGGACUUGGGACGGAUUAGUGACAUUGUGGAGGAUAUGAAAAUGUAUGCCGAGUCGCUGGUUUUUACCAUCUUAUCUUGGAUUUUUCCCACCAUUCGCGUGUGGCCAGACACAACAACUUCCUUUUUAAUACAAUUUUUCCACGAAUUGCUUUACAUUUUUAACCUCCAUGAUGAAACCUGGUACUUCAAUUCUCUGACUGAAUACGUGGAGAGUUUAAAAAAUACAACCAAUGUGGUGUUGACAGGCCACUCCCUCGGCGGUGGAUUGGCUAUUAUUACCGGAGCGUUAACGAGACAUCCGUCUGUAGGAUUUAGUGCGCCGGGCAUAACACACGGUUGGAGAAAAGUAUUGGCUCUUAGAGAACGUACCAAGAAAUAUGAUAGGAAAUAUGGAAAAAACAAAGAAACUUUUCCACAUACUGCCUUGAAUAUUGUACCGGCGAACGAUCCCAUUGCCAUGGUGGACUCUCACGCGGGAAUGGUCCAAAAGAUUGCGUGCAAGCACACCCACCAGGCGCUCCAAAUGUCAUGCCACAUGCUCGAGGCGCCUACCAUAUGCUUUUAAUGAUAUUCAUUUUAGCAGUUUUAUGAAUUCGUAAAAAAGCUUAUCACCUCAUCUUAUUUUAUAAUAAAAUAAAAAGUGUCAACACUCUGCGAAUUAAUUGAAAAUUGCGGCGAUGAGCGUUUUUCAAGCUGCCAGUUCGAAUACCACUUAAGCGGCCUCAUUCCCGCCAUGACAGUUGUCGCUUCUACUCUUUCAAAAUCCGCUGGAGCUGCUCUUUUUCUUGUUGUUAUGGCUUUCAUAUUGAAACAAUU